This is a messenger RNA of Chroicocephalus ridibundus (black-headed gull), 6059 nucleotides long. RefSeq names its product phosphatidylinositol transfer protein cytoplasmic 1 (gene PITPNC1). The record is from RefSeq and is a predicted model, not a curated record. Gene Ontology annotation, molecular function: phosphatidylinositol transfer activity; phosphatidylinositol binding. The transcript is spliced from 10 exons. Gene Ontology annotation, biological process: phospholipid transport. Lineage: Eukaryota; Metazoa; Chordata; Aves; Charadriiformes; Laridae. Gene Ontology annotation, cellular component: cytoplasm. Bases 579 to 1826 code for a protein of 415 amino acids.
GGCCGCUGAUCGCCGCGCUGCCCGCCCCCCCGGCACAGCGGGAGCCGCGGCGGCCGCAGCCGCGUUGCGGUGGAGAGGUGGGAGCCGUGUUUGGCAGCCGGGGAAGGAAACGUUAUAAAAGGGCUUUGUCUUGGAAAUCAGCAUCUCAUCUUGCGCGCUGCCGGAGGUGGGGAAAGCCACAUUUUCGGCUCGUUUGUUCCUUUCGCCGCCCCAGGCAUGUCUUGACAUAGCUGCGAGAGACUGCCGUUUUCGUACACUUCCGACGGAUGUCUUUGGCCGUGGCGAUAGCGUUUGGGCUUUGAGACUUGGUAGCGUAUAUCGGUGCGAGCGUGUGUGAAAUUCCCAUGAUCGCAGGCUGAAGGAGGAAGAACUGGAAGAAAGGAGCAGUUGUGUUGGUUUUUCUUCUUGCUGGCUCAGCCUUCCUGGAUGGUCGCAUUACUCUCUUGUGGACACAUUGUCAAGCGUAUACAGGGAAAGAGGCUUGAUUAUUUUUUCCCGUGAUUGGUUUUCGUCGUGAUCAUCGUGCAGAAAUAAUCACUUUUCUCCCAGUUUGCUGGUCCGCACCGAGCAGCAGGAAUAUGCUCAUGAAGGAGUACCGGAUCUGUAUGCCUUUGACAGUUGAAGAGUACAGAAUUGGACAGCUGUACAUGAUAAGCAAGCACAGCCAUGAGCAGAGUGACCGAGGUGAAGGUGUGGAAGUGGUGCAGAAUGAACCCUAUGAAGAUCCAAACCAUGGCAACGGUCAGCUAACAGAAAAACGGGUCUAUCUCAACAGCAAACUGCCUAGCUGGGCUAGAGCAGUUGUUCCCAAAAUAUUUUAUGUUACAGAGAAGGCUUGGAAUUAUUAUCCUUAUACAAUCACAGAAUACACAUGUUCAUUUUUGCCUAAAUUCUCCAUUCAUAUAGAGACAAAAUACGAGGACAACAAAGGAAGCAAUGACAGUAUUUUCGACAAAGAAGCUAAAGAUCUGGAACGAGAAGUCUGCUUCAUUGAUAUUGCCAGUGACGAAAUUCCUGAGCGCUAUUACAAAGAAUCAGAGGAUCCUAAAUAUUUCAAGUCACAGAAGACUGGGAGAGGCCAAUUAAAAGAAGGCUGGAGAGACACCCAUCAGCCAAUUAUGUGUUCCUACAAACUUGUGACUGUGAAAUUUGAAGUCUGGGGACUUCAAACCAGGGUAGAGCAAUUUGUGCACAAGGUGGUCAGAGAUAUACUAUUGAUCGGUCACCGGCAGGCUUUUGCCUGGGUUGAUGAGUGGUACGAUAUGACUAUGGAUGAUGUUCGAGAAUACGAGAAAAAUAUGCAUGAAAAAACCAACAUUAAAGUUUGCAACCAACAUUCAUCUACUGUGGAUGAAAUAGAGAGCCAUGCCCAAGCAAGAGUAUGUCAAUUUUUAAAACGUAUUGCCCAUCCUCAGCUAAUCCACCUGCACAGAUCAGAGAGGAGCAACCAAGUGAUCUUGCUGACCAGUCAGUGGAAUCUGGGGGAGGUUUUGCUUCAGCAGGAACAGAAGCUUUCUCCUGGAAGUGCAGUCCUGCCUUCCCUUUGCACUGUAAACUGCCACCGAUACAUGACAAUGGAUGAAGUCCGAGAGUUUGAACGAGCCACUCAGGAAGCCACCAACAAGAAGAUUGGGAUUUUCCCACCUGCAAUAUCUAUCUCUAACAUUUCCAUGCCUUCUUCAACCCGCAGUGCUCCAUCUAGUGCCCCAUCAACUCCUCUCUCCACAGAUGCUCCUGAAUUCCUAACAGUUCCCAAAGACCGGCCUCGGAAAAAAUCUGCUCCAGAAACUCUCACUCUUCCAGACCCAGCGAAAAAAACCCUUUAAAUUAACCCAGCAUGUUUCCUCCUGAUAAGCCAUGUCUGCCACAGCGAGAGUGAUGUAACUGAAUUUCUACAAAGGUCAUGGUGGUUUGUUGGUUGUUUUUUUGGCUUAAAAUAAUCUUACUGGUGUGGAAAGAUUACUUCUUUCCUCAGACUUGAUCCUUAAAACCUUCAGAGAAGUGCAUGCAAGAGAACGUAGUUUCUAUAUUCCUCAAGUAGUGUUUCAAGCCAUAUGGUGCAUCUUUACUGAUAUAGAAUGACAUAGUCUGAGGGGAACCCUAUAAAAGAAAUUAAAUCUUUCUGUAGCAGUAUUCUACCUACAGAUCCUCAUCUAGGUCAUAACAUUUAUAAUUAGGAGUAGGUAUUUAGUAAAGCUGCCAAGGACUUCUGAGGCAAAUUAGUGCCAACUAAAAUGCAUGGUUAACAGGAAAAAAACCCUCCCAUUUUCUUCUUUUAUAGCUGAUUUUAACAUCCUUCCUGCUCUCAGGCUGCUCCUGUGUAUUCAUAAACCUUUGACCUGUCACUCGUUGUACCUGAACACCAACAGCAAUCACUCGGAUUCACAUUUUGCUUAAUACGACUCAGGAUUUGGGGCCUACCUAACAAACACAAAUCUUUUCAAACCUAAAAUAUCACUGUAUUGAAGCCCCAAUUGUAAUUAAUCACACUGACUUUGAGGCCAUUGAACUAUUUCUAUCUUGCACAGAAUUUGUAAAAGAAACCACCUAUUUCUUGUAGAUAAUGUAUUUUAAUAGCUCUCCCCUGUCCUUUUGUGAUCUCUUAAGUCUGUAUUGGUGUUCAUCAAUGGUGUUCCAUAUGUAGGAUUGAAAGAAAGCAGCUAAAUUGAGCCAGCUGAGAAGCAAACCCAAUGGAUUCUGUCUUUUCCUCACUGCAAGAAGAGUGGUAGUUACGCUGUAAGACCUUGAAUGUAAAGGAACAAAAAGCUGAGUGUCCUUUUUCUUUCCUGCCUCGCACCUUUCCUGAACAGCACAAUCUCUGCUAACAGAAAGCUGGUUCCAGGCUCUACCAUCGGCUCUAGGGAAGGGGCGAACAAAACCAGUCCCUUUAAAAAGCUAAUGAAUCGCGGGGCGGCUCAGUCCCGGGUCGGGUGAUGUCAAGGAACCAGAAGUGCUCUUCCUGGUCUGCGUGUGAAAUCGCUCUUCAAUCUCAGGAAUUAAAAUGUAGAAAAGGACGUUUCCCAGUAGGGAAGCGUAGGUUGUGGAAGGAGGAGAAAAAUCAACGGCAGAAGCAGUCUCUUCCUUCCCUCUUUUUCAAAAUGUAAACUCCGUGAGAAACUUCCCCCAAAGCUGACCCCCAUUUGGGGGAUUUGUUCUCUUUCACACAAAUUGCUCUUUAACGAAGGCUGAGGGUCUCUCUCUCUACUGGUAGCUGCAGCAGACGUUUAAGAGGCGGCUGGUCAAUUCUCGGUGAAUGAUAGCUAUUGCCUGAAUCCUGACCAAAGUGGGUGCUAUUUUGUACCACCGGUGAGGCGGUACAUGGACACUGAACCAGAGAGUCCUCCAGAGCUGAACUAUCACCGAAUAUUGAACAACCAGUCUGGGGGUGGCCUUUUACCUGGGCGGGACGUUUGUGCCAUCUUCUCAGCGCAAUGCUGUGACUUGACUGGCUGAACUGCACUGAAUCUCCAUGGCUGUAGAUCCAGAAGUUAUGCUGAAUGUGUGAUAUUUAUAGUGUAGUUUCAGCAGCAGGAGAGGUAAUUCCACUGCCAGCCUGUGCUGAAGACAAGUGUGUAUUUGUUUGAUAGUUAAAAUCCCGUAGGUAGCGAAAUCCGGGAGCUCUUUGUAGGUUACCUGUGGUCUGACUUCGUGCAUUCUCCCACUUACCGUCCGUGUUUUGCUUUGCUUCUCUUCUCAGAGCUAGCGAUUCUGCGCGAUGCGUAAACUAAUGGGUGAUGAUUUUUUUGUUUAAAAAGAAGCCGCUGUAGUGAUGCAAACAAAACUUUCCUACAUUAGUUUAUUAUUUCAGCUUUAAAAGUGUGCAAUUAAGUAUUCAUGAUUAUAACUGGUCUAAUCUUUUUAUUAUUAUUAUUUAUGUAAUAGCAAGAUUGGAACAUUGCCAGAGAAGGGAAACUUUUGAAAUCAUAAAGCAUUGUUGGGUUGUUUUUUCAUUUCCUGAAUUUGACCUAUAUAGAAAUGGUUUAGAUCUGAUCUACCUAAAAAUCUAUUUUUCAAUUCAUUUUUUUCUUUGUCAGAGAAAAAUUUGCUCAGCUCUAGUCACAGUGCCCUUGUGCUUACAUAUUGCUGUUUCUAUAUACAUUUUGACACAGACGAUUAGACCAAAGCAGUCACACUUGUACUCAUAUUUAACUGGUUGAUUUCCAACCCCACGUGGAUACACCGAUUAUCAUAUUAAGUAGGUUUGGGGAUGAGGCCUGUAUGAAAAUUAUUAACAUACCUGAACAGGAUACAUCUUAAUAGCUGCACGACAGCGGCGUCGGAGAACGACACUGAUCAUGUCACGGGAAAAAUGACAGACUGCUUAACGCUGGGUCUGCAUCGGCACCUGCUGCUGCCGCCCCGGCGCCGGGCAGCGCUCUUCUUGGGAAUGACCAGGUUUACUGACACAACAGCCUGGCUUCACCGUGGGCCACAGGAAGGAUCACGAUCAGCCCCAGUGCCUCCAUGUUGCUUCCUGAGGAGGGCAAAUAAAAGAUCUGUAAUGUUGCAUCGCGGCGGAUGAGAAACACCCCAGGCUUUUCAUUGCCUAUUCAAGUACCUUCUGCUGCGUUCCGCUUUGCUUUCCCCGCCAGGCAUUACCCAUUUGGUCAAUCUGAUCUUUAUUUAUCUUUUUCCGUUUGGUUGGGUUUUGUUUGUUUCCUUUUUUAAGGUAGGAUAACUUUUUCUAGAAUAUUCCCAGCAAACACAGAAACCCACAAGAAAUGAAAUGCAAAGGAAGGUCUGACUACUUCAGGAUAACGUCUUGAGGCGAAGGCGUUGUUUUCAUUGCUGGUUUUUUCACAGUGCUUUCUGUUGCAUUUUCAAACAUGUUUAUCAGGAGAAAAGUAGAAAGCAUUUUGCAGGUGUUCAUCACUUCUUUUGCAAAAGUAAAUGAUGUGAUUAUUUAGGGAGUGCAGCAAAGCUGAGUGGGCACAGUAGCCCCUUCCUGUUCGCUGCCCCCGUGACUGGAGAAUUGCACGAUACAGCUCUGCCAGGCCCUGGCAAGGAAUCUUUCAUCAAGGAGAAUACAGUUCAGAGCAAAUAGUGUUUGUUUGUUUGUUUGUUUGUUUGGCUUUCUAUGAAAACCUUCUCCCAGCUUCCCUCGUACUUUUAUGUAUUUCGUAUAGAACAAUCAUUACAAAAUAACUGGCGAUUCACUGCAGUCUUUAGAAGGGUAGAUCUCCUAAUAAAUUAAAACAGGGAGGUAUCCAUAAAGACUACGAGGAGCAGCACAUUCCUGAAACACACACUUAAUGGGAUUUCUUAUGAAUGUAACGGUUAGUUUUGUAAAUGACUGGAUAAAUCCUAUGGAAAGAAACUAUUUGACCUUAUUCCUUGGCUCUUUUUUGAUUAUUCUGGAAGGUGAUUUUGUGGCAUCUAGUAGCCAAUUUGCAUUAAUGCUGCUGUAGAGAUUUUGAAAUGGAAAUAUUUGUUCCUUGAAUUUUAGUUUGUAACAAGACCGCUAUAUUUUGUUAAAACUGCUUUGAAGCUUGCUGCACUAUAACUUCAAAACAAUGUGCUAUCAUUUGAAAUAAGCCAAAUGUAUACGCUUUUUAUGAAUUAGUGAGUGCAGUAAGAGAGAAUUCACGAUCUUGUCAAUAGGAGCUUUUCUGUUUCCAUUGUUUGGACUUGGUUUUAUAUGUGUAAGUUAAAAUUGCUAAAUAAGUCUAACAAUGUUUUGCUUUAAAUGAACAGCAUGGUCCUCGAAUUACAAUCUCCGUAGUUUUGUGGUGUCACUAAAACAGGUUUCAUUGUUUUAUUUCAUUUCUGUGAUAAUCCCACAUGACUCUGAAUGUCCGGUAGUUCAUUUCUUCUCUUUAGAGCAGUGAUGGCUACAUUAGGCAGUACCUGGUGAUUAGGCAUCGCUGCCGCCAAAGAAGGACCAAGUUUUGAAACGCUCUGCAUGUUAAAUAAUGCAAGGCUCAGCAGGAGAAUUUGAUUGUCGUAUUUCUCAUUCAUAUAGCUCAGUUUCUGAUUUUACCAAGUUAUUUAUUGUUUUUAAUAUUGUAUUUUUCCUUGCAUUUUGUUGUAAAUAAACUACCAACAAUUAUUCUUUACAA